AUGGAAUCAAUUGAUAUUAAUGAAAAUUUGAAAAUCAUUCCGUCCAAAAUCAACCCAAUAUUCGCUUAUGUGAACGUUAACGACGAUGACGACAUUCCUAAAGAGAUCCCAGACGAAAUGCGAUGUUUUUUGACGGGAACUAGAUUGAAAAUGGAAGACGAACGAAAAUUGUCGAAAGUUCAAACAAGAGAGAUUGAAGACAAAAUAGCUUGGAAGCACUUCGAAGAGAACGUAAGAGUUAAAGACAAAAGAAUAUCAGUGAAAUUUCCAAUAAAGAGUAACGUACAGUCAAUCGAUAAUAACCUAAACAAAAGUUUCGGAUGUCUUAAAGGGAUUUUGAAGUCAUUAGAACAGAAAAAAGAACUGUUAGGAAUUUAUGACAGAACUAUGAGAGAACAGAUAGAAAUGGGAAUAUUAGAGCAUUGCCCAAGGCAGAAUCACCCUUUUUUCACGUACUACAUACCACAUCAUUUUGUCUUGAAGAUGUCCAGUUCAACAACAAAAUUGAGGAUAGUGUUGAAUGCUUCUAGUAAGAGCAAAAAUUCACAAUCUCUGAACGAUAUCCUUUACCAAGGAGCCAAAAUAAUACCUAACGUACUGGGAAUGCUGUUACGUAUUCGAUUAAGCGAAGUUUUCAUCAUGGGCGACGUAGAAAAAGCUUUCCAUCAGAUAGAGCUAGAUGAAAGUCAGAGAGAUUUAACUAGAAUGUUGUGGGUUAGAGAUGUAACUAAGGAAGCUUACGGUAACAAUGUGAUGUAUCUUCGAUUCACUAGAAUCCCUUUUGGAGUGAACUGUUCACCUUUUUUACUAGGAGCUGGUAUAGCGUAUUUCUUGGAAAGAAAGGACCAAGACAUCUUUCGAGAAAUCUUAAAAAACAUUUAUGUUGAUAAUAUAAUACUGAAUGGAAUGAAAAGGAGUGAGAUUCUGGAUAAAUAUAAAACUAUAAAGGAAAGCUUCCAAGAGAUAGGGAUGAAUGUUCGGGAAUUCUAUACCAACGAUACGCAUUCCAUGCAACAGAUACCAGAGAAGGAACGAAUUAAAGAUAACCACUUCAAGAUUUUAGGAUUGAAUUAUGAGAGCAGUACAGAUAGUUUCAACAUAAGGAUUCCUACAUGGACAGAAAAAACCAUAACGAGAAGAACCAUAUUGAGUUAUAUCAAUUCCAUAUUCGAUCCAUUGGGAUUUACGAGCCCAAUCGUAGUGAGGUUAAAACUGUUCCUAAAGAAAGUAUGGGAAGUAAAGACCGAAUGGGAUUGCGAGUUGAAUGAUGAAUUGAAACGGGAAUGGAACGGUUUAAAAGAGAAAAUCGAAAGUCAAAAGCUGUGCUUUAAAAGGAAUAUAAUGAAAGAGUCAACUGAAGAAAAGGAGAUAUUACUCUUCACAGAUGCAUCCAAGGAUGUUAUAGCAGCAGUUGCAUACAUAGUCUUCAGGAAAGACAAGAAAGUAGAGGCAAUAGAAUUCUUAUGUGCAAAAACAUCCACCAUGGUAGAGGGAUCUAUUCCAAUGAAAGAACUUUCAGCCCUUCUGUUCGGGAUGAAAAUGAUAGAAGAGAUUGUUAAGGAAAUCGAUACAGCAAUCGAAAAAAUCAAUAUCUUCACAGACUCCCAAGUAGUUUUAUGUUGGUUGAGGAAGAACCCUACUAAAAAAGUCUACGUUCGCAAUCGAUUGGAGAAGAUCAAGAAAAUCCAAGAAUCAUUUGAGAAUAUCACCGUGAAGUUUUUCUAUGUCAACACAAAAAAUAAUCCGGCUGACUUACCCACUCGAGGAGUGGCCGAGAUAAACGAAAAUUAUUAUGAAUGGUUAGCUGGACUUAUUUGGUAUAAGAAUGAGGAGGAAUAUCGUUCGAUAGUGAAGACUCAACUCGAAGUUAUGAGUAUAAAGGAAGAUGAGAUAGACAAUAAGAUAAUUAAUCUGUUGAUUUCUAAGCAAGUAACUCAAAAAGAAAACAACGAUUUAGAUUAUCUAGCCCAACGAUAUUCUAGCUAUCCUAAAUUUAUUAAUGUUGCUAGGAAUAUAUUUCUAUUCAAAGCAAGGAUCUGUAAGAAAACGAAUAUUGAUGUUGAAACAUUGAAUUGGAAGCUAAUGAACGCGGACACGGUAAUAAAGCAGAAUAAGAUCUGCGUCAGAAUGCUUAUUGCGAUUCAUCAAGAACAAAACAUAUCUAAGUUGGAGAAUCAAAGAUAUAAGAGUCUAGAUGUCAUUAAAGAUAAUGAAGGAAUAUUGAGAGUGCGAGGACGGUUGGGACACGUGAAUAAGUCGGAGUCCGAGCACCCCAUUCUAUUAUUUGGUAAUAAGUUUUUUACUAACCUCCUCUUAAAAUACAUCCAUGACAUUUCUCUGCAUGCCCCGAGAGAAACCUUGAUAAGUAUCGUAAGAAAAGAAUUCUUCAUAAUUAAAUUGAAAAAAUGUUUGAAUGAUAUAACUUCGAAUUGCCUGCAAUGUAAGAAAAUUAAUAACCGACCAUUCAAGUAUCCAAACUUCCCCCAACUACCAAAAGAAAGGGUAGUGAAAUUUAAACCGUUCGAAAACAUCGGAAUUGAUUACGCUGGUCCUCUAUUAGUUAAAACUGAAGAACAGACUACAAAGAAAGUAUGGAUCGUAUUAAUAACAUGCCUCUGUACACGAGCUGUAUAUUUAGAAGAAGUGACGGACUGUUCUAGUGAGACUCUCAUAUUAACUUUACGAAAGUUCUUUGCCAGGAAAAGAAUACCUAGUAAAAUCAUUUCUGACAAUGGUAGCCAGUUCUUAAAAACAGACAAAAUAUUACAAUCGUUCUGCUUUGAAAAGAACAUUGAAUGGAGAACGAUAACCCCUUAUUCCCCAUGGAAAGGAGGGUUCUAUGAAAGAUUAAUUGGGAUAACCAAAACGUACCUCAUUAAAACACUUGGCUUGAAAAGAGUCAGCAUCAGAGAACUAGCGGUAAUUCUAGUGGAGAUCGAGAACUUGAUGAAUAACAGACCUAUAGCAUGUAUAGAUAAUGAAUUCGAAAAAAUCAUCACUCUGAAAUGUUAA
Messenger RNA from Auanema sp. JU1783, 3012 nucleotides. NCBI's taxonomy places the organism in Eukaryota, Metazoa, Nematoda, Chromadorea, Rhabditida, Rhabditidae. The record is from the annotation of a GenBank genome assembly.